Messenger RNA from Cavia porcellus (domestic guinea pig), 1569 nucleotides. RefSeq names its product cyclin B1 (gene Ccnb1). The record is from RefSeq and is a predicted model, not a curated record. Gene Ontology annotation, cellular component: mitochondrial matrix; cyclin B1-CDK1 complex; nucleus. The coding region runs from base 177 to 1448 and encodes 423 amino acids. Gene Ontology annotation, biological process: mitotic metaphase chromosome alignment; regulation of cyclin-dependent protein serine/threonine kinase activity; mitotic cell cycle phase transition. The transcript has 9 exons. Gene Ontology annotation, molecular function: cyclin-dependent protein serine/threonine kinase regulator activity. NCBI's taxonomy places the organism in Eukaryota, Metazoa, Chordata, Mammalia, Rodentia, Caviidae.
AAGAAAACGAGUGCCACGAACGGGCCAAUCAGAAGGGAGUGGCGCGGGGUUUAAACCUGAGCCGGCUGGCUCCUCCCGGCGUGCUGCGGGGGAACGGCUGUUGACCUCCAGUGCGGUGUGUGUCGAGGCUGUCCUGGGGCUCCGGUGUUCUGCUUUUUCCCGGUGAAGAGGAAGCCAUGGCGCUCCGAGUCACCCGGAACACAAAAAUUAACACUGAAAAUAAGGCUACGCUCAGUAUGGCAGGCGCUAAGCGUGUACCCGUGGCUACUGCAGCAGCCUCCAAGCCAGGUUUGAGGCCAAGAACAGCUCUUGGAGAUAUCGGUAACAAAGUCAGUGAGCAGCUGCAAGCCAGAGUGCCUCUGAAAAAGGAAGCAAAAACUUCAGCGACUGGAAAAGUUAUGGCUAAAAAACUACAGAAACCUCUGGAAAAGGUGCCCGUGUGUGUGCCAGAACCAAAACCUGAACCUGAGCCUAUUAAGGAAGAAAAACUUUCUCCUGAACCUAUUUUGGUUGACACUCCCUCUCCAAGCCCCAUGGAGACCUCUGGCUGCGCUCCUGCAGAAGAAGACCUAUGUCAGGCUUUCUCUGAUGUCAUUCUGGCUGUGAGUGAUGUGGAUGCGGAAGAUGGAGCAGAUCCAAACCUCUGUAGUGAAUAUGUGAAAGAUAUCUAUGCUUAUCUCAGGCAGCUUGAGGAAGAACAGUCAGUCAAACCAAAAUACCUGCUGGGUCAAGAGGUCACUGGAAACAUGAGAGCCAUCCUAAUUGACUGGCUAGUACAGGUUCAGAUGAAAUUCAGGUUGCUGCAGGAGACUAUGUACAUGACUGUUUCCAUUAUUGACCGGUUCAUGCAGAAUAGCUGUGUGCCUAAGAAGAUGCUACAGCUGGUUGGAGUCACCGCCAUGUUCAUUGCAAGCAAAUAUGAAGAAAUGUACCCUCCAGAAAUCGGUGACUUUGCUUAUGUGACUAACAGCACUUACACUAAGCACCAGAUCAGACAGAUGGAAAUGAAGAUUCUCAGAGUUUUGAACUUUGCUCUGGGUCGCCCACUCCCCCUGCACUUCCUUCGUAGGGCAUCUAAGAUUGGAGAGGUUGAUGUUGAGCAACAUACUUUGGCCAAAUACCUGAUGGAACUGUCUAUGUUGGACUAUGAUAUGGUGCACUUUCCUCCUUCUCAAAUUGCAGCAGGAGCUUUUUGCUUAGCACUGAAAAUUCUUGAUAAUGGUGAAUGGACACCAACUCUGCAGCAUUACCUGUCGUAUACUGAAGAGUCUCUUCUUCCCGUCAUGCAGCACCUGGCUAAGAAUAUAGUCAUGGUGAAUCAUGGGCUUACGAAGCACAUGACUAUCAAGAACAAGUAUGCUACAUCGAAACAUGCUAAGAUCAGCACUCUCCCGCAGCUGAACUGUGUAUUAGUUAAAGAUUUGGCCAAGGCUGUAGCAAAAGUGUAACUUGUAAACUUCAAAACUCUAUCCACAAAUAAAAUUGGCACCAUGUGCCACUUGUACAUACUAUACUGCAUGCGAGACUUUAAUAAAGAUUGUUGGGGCAUUUUUAUUUUUCAUACCUUCA